Medicago truncatula (barrel medic) is the source of this 1576-nucleotide messenger RNA. RefSeq names its product probable 1-acyl-sn-glycerol-3-phosphate acyltransferase 4. The record is from RefSeq and is a predicted model, not a curated record. NCBI's taxonomy places the organism in Eukaryota, Viridiplantae, Streptophyta, Magnoliopsida, Fabales, Fabaceae. Gene Ontology annotation, molecular function: acyltransferase activity. Gene Ontology annotation, cellular component: endomembrane system. The transcript has 4 exons. Bases 289 to 1440 code for a protein of 383 amino acids.
CAUGGCAUGAUCUCUUAUGUCUUAUCCAACACACACAAAAUGAAAAUAUACCAAGUACAAAAUUUGGCAGUCUAAGAGCAGUACUACUGUACAUCUCGGUGAGGUACACCGCUGGUGAUUUCAACCCCAAUCAAAUUUCCCAUUACAAUAAUUUCAACGAAACCAAACUCCUGUUUCAUUCACUCAUUUUUGUUCUAACUUUCAUUUCUCAAUAUUCAUUCAUUCGUAACCCUCAAAAGAAAAUCUCCCUCUCAAGAAGGGAGGUUUUCGACCAGUUCAUUGAAGAAGAUGGAAGUUUGCACACCUCUCAAAUCUGAUAGUAGAUUAAAGCACCGCUCUAUGACCCCUCUUAGGUUUUUAAGGGGUGUGAUAUGUUUGGUGGUGUUUCUUUCAACAGCUUUUAUGUGUAUAGUAUAUCUUUCGCCGCUUGCAGUUGUAGGAUUGCGGCUUAUUAGUAUUCGUUAUAGUAGGAAGGCAGUAUCAUUCUUCUUUGGACUUUGGUUAUCUAUGUGGCCCUUUUUAUUCGAAAAGAUAAACAAGACUAAAGUUGUCUUUUCUGGGGAUAGUAUUCCAAUGAGGGAACGUGUAUUACUUAUCGCCAAUCACAGAACUGAGGUGGAUUGGAUGUACUUGUGGGAUCUUGCUCUUAGAAAGGGAAGACUAGGAUUUAUAAAAUAUAUCCUUAAGAGCAGCUUAAUGAAACUACCGAUUUUUGGUUGGGGAUUUCAGAUUCUGGAAUUCAUUGCAGUGGAGAGGAAAUGGGAGAUAGAUGAGCAAAUAUUGCAACAAAAUCUUUCAACAUUUCAGGAUCCGAAAGAUCCUUUAUGGCUAUCUCUUUUUCCCGAAGGAACCGAUUAUAAUGAACAGAAGUGUAAAAGUAGUCAAAAAUUUGCUGCUGAAGUUGGACUUCCUGUGCUGACAAAUGUACUACUUCCAAAAACAAAGGGGUUUCACACUUGCUUGGAAACUCUACGAGGCUCAUUGGAUGCAGUAUAUGACGUGACAAUUGCAUACAAGAAUCAAUGUCCUUCCUUUCUAGACAAUGUUUUUGGUCUUGAUCCUUCAGAAGUCCACUUGCAUAUUCGGCGUAUUCCUAUAGAGGAGAUUCCAGUUUCUGAAACUAAAGCUGCUUCUUGGCUAAUGGAUGCAUUCCAAAUCAAGGAUCAAUUGCUUUCUGAUUUCAAGGUUCAAGGCCAUUUCCCUAACCAACAAAAUGAAGAGGAAAUCUCGACAUUCAAGUGCCUAUUCACUUUUACCGUGAUAGUUUGUUUUACCGCCUUGUUUACUUAUUUUACCUUGUUUUCUCACAUCGGGUUCAAGUUAUAUGUAGGUCUCUCUUGUGCAUAUCUUUCUAUGGCAACGCGCUACAAAAUUCAAUUGAUGCCUUUAACAAAUUAUGUACAUGCAUUCUAUAACAGGAAGAAACAAAAGAAUGCAUAGUGUUCUCAAUUUUAAAGGUCAAAUGUACAAUUUUGGUCUUGAACUUGAUAUUGAAGUGUACAUUAUUUGCUUAAUUUGAUUCUUUUCAUAGUUUUGUUCAGACAGUGCCAGGAAAUCAAAUGCACAAUUUUACAAA